AUGUCCUCUCAAUUUGAUCAGCUCCCGAGCGGGGAAUUCCGCGCAACGGUGGAAGAUGACGGCCUCGACGCCGACUACAGCAUGAUCGCAGAGUACCCCGAGGAAGUCGACUACUACGUUCUUCUAGGUCUCUCGAGAAAACCACCUCCAACCGACGCCGACAUCCGAUCAGCCUACCGCAAUUUGACUCUCAGCUUUCAUCCGGACAAGCAGCCGCCGCACCUCCGCGAUGCCGCGGAGAGCCAUUUCAGACAUAUCCAGGAGGCGUAUGAGACGCUUAUUGAUCCCAACAAGCGAACUGUAUAUGAUAUAGCUGGUGCUGAAGGCGUUCGGCAGGAAUGGGGUCAACUUGGGGCCAUGGGUGUUGGAGGAGAGGCACAAAGGCAAGAGGUUGGCGUUAAGGCGAUGUCGCCGGAUGAAUUCCGACGGUGGUUCUUGAAGACGAUGAAGAAACGCGAGCGAAAAGCUGUUGAGAGCUUAGUUUCUAGUCGGGGCAGCAUCACCUUAGGAGUCAAUGCCUCCUCGAUGAUCUCAGUUGAUGAGGAUGAAGAUGUGACGUUCCAUAUACCUUCGCCGAAGGUGACAACAUAUGGUGUUUCGUAUAACUUCCGGACACCGGUGUCAAUUCCGCAACUUUGGACGACAGAGAAAGAUGAAGACAGUCAAAAUGCCGAGGACACCGAAGAAGUGCAAGAUGAGAAACUCGAGGAUAUACAGGUGACUUUGAACGCCGGUAUCGCCGGCGGUUUGGCUCGCCCCAUGAAGAAAGUCACAAUCGAGUACGAGGAUGGAACAGAGGGAGACGAAUCAAUUCAAAUGCCGCCAAUUGUCGCCUCUCAAAACUUCCAAUUUGGAGCUACCGUGAGGCCCAAUUUCAAGAACUUAGUGGGAACUAAGGGAAUCUGGGCCAAGCAUCCUUUCUCGCUUCUCAGAGAUUCUUCGGUUACUAUAGAUGCUCUUCUUCUUCCCACGCCAACUGUUAAGGUGAACCUUGCUAGAGCCUUCCAGCCGCUCCCUGGCAUCAAGCCAUUCCAGGUCAGCGCGACCAGUAUACACACGCGCUCCCUGUUGGAAACGCCACCUUCUCUUGAAGUUCAAGUCUCGAAAGAGAUUGCAAAGAGGAAGAUCGGUGUCUUCACAUGGUCCAGCGGCUUGAUUGACUGGCCCGAAUUUCUUCAAGAGCGUUUUUCUUCACUCGGAAUGUCAGCUCAGAGUGCCGUGGCUUCUAUGAACGAGGUCAGCAACCUGCAAAUUGGCUUAAUAUCGCUACCAUCCGAAAAUACUAUGGAGUUUAACGAUGAUGACGAGGAGAGUGAAGAACUGGACGAGGACACCCGGCAUCUCCUCACGAAGAAACGCAAUAUCAACCGAUCAGCCGAAUCAUGGCAGACUCAUCUUCAGGUGUCACCUGGAGGUGGUGGGCUUGUCUUGACUUAUUCGCGGAAUCUCUUCUCCGGAAAGCCCGCUGAUGACCCCGUAAAGACUGAAUGGAGCUCCGAGGGCUAUUUCCCGAUGCCAACUAUGGACCAGGCGCGGGCUGUCCGACUCGAGAUCUCAAGUGUUCUCGGGUUAGACAUGUCUUUGCAAUGGACCAUCAAGGGCGUUCGCCGGGUUGGCGAAUACACCCGUGUUGGCCUCGGAAUUGGCAUCGCAGAUAAGGGUAUUAUGAUGACAGUCUCAUGGAGCCGACUCGGUCAAAACAUCAACCUGCCAAUCAACGUCUGCCCGGCCAACGAGGCAACAAGUGGCGCCGCAGCGCUGGCUGCCAUCUUCCCCUGGCUAGCCUACUGCGCAGUUGAAUUUGGGUAUAUUCGCCCACGCGAUAGGAAAAAGCGUCGACAGGCAGCUGCCAAGCGUCACCGUGAACUGACGAAGCUCAUUCCCAAGAAACGCGAGGAGAGCCUCCAGGCCAUCGAGCUCAUGUCGGAUCAAGUACAGAGACGGCAAGCUCGAGAGGAAGCACAGGACGGCCUUAUCAUCCUGAAGGCUGAGUACGGGUAUAUACCGCCAGUAAAUAAGAAACCCAAGAAUGGGUUCACGGAGCCUCGGGUGAUUGAUGUCACUAUUCCUGUAGCUGCACUCGUCAAUCGGGGACAAUUGGUGAUUCCCGGAAAGUCAAUCAAGUUCCAAAUCCUGGGUUUCCAUGACCCUGCGCCAUUGUUGCCCAAGCGGUUGAAGAUCUGGUAUAAAUUCCAGGGGCGUGAACACUACGUCGAGACAGGUGAUAAAGAGGACGUCGUUUGUCCCAUGCGUACGCAUUUGAUGUCUGUUUAG
Molecule: messenger RNA, 2274 nt
Organism: Penicillium canescens
Lineage: Eukaryota; Fungi; Ascomycota; Eurotiomycetes; Eurotiales; Aspergillaceae
Product: J domain-containing protein
Exons: 4
Coding region: 1-2274 (757 amino acids)
Biological process (GO): cristae formation
Source: RefSeq, a predicted model, not a curated record